This is a messenger RNA of Mustela lutreola (European mink), 4789 nucleotides long. It is a transcript of the gene FCRL3, whose product is annotated as Fc receptor like 3. The record is from RefSeq and is a predicted model, not a curated record. The transcript is spliced from 15 exons. The coding region runs from base 153 to 2453 and encodes 766 amino acids. Gene Ontology annotation, biological process: cell surface receptor signaling pathway. Gene Ontology annotation, molecular function: transmembrane signaling receptor activity. Lineage: Eukaryota; Metazoa; Chordata; Mammalia; Carnivora; Mustelidae.
UCAGCAACUUCAGCCCAGCUUAUAUAAAGCUCAAAAGGUUUUACAUCUGCUUUAACCCUUUGACUUUGUGGAGCUCCCAUCAUAAAACACACUUUGACACCAGACUGACCAAGUGUGUCUGUACUAGGACCUCAUGUGACACCGAAGCUUGUAUGAAUUUAAGAUGGGAGAGAAGCCUGGCUUCUGAUAAGAUGGGCUUUCUCUGCCAUCGACCGGACCAGGUCCCUGUGCUUCUGUGGCUGCUGCUGCUGAUCCUGGCUCCCGGACGAGAGCAAUCAGGAACACUUCCAAAAGCUUUUCUUCUCCUUGAACCUCCAUGGUCCAGAACCUUCAAGGGAGAAAAAGUGAAACUCACCUGCAAGGAUGACCAUUCUUGGGUCCAGGGAUAUGUAUCUUGGUAUAACAAUGGGAUUUCCUUGGGAAGUAGACCUGGAACAAUCCAAAUAGACAAGUCUGGAUAUUACACAUGCAAGACCCCAAGAUCUUCCUUAAGUGACCCUGUGCAUGUGGAAUUUUUAUCUGACUGGCUGAUCCUCCAGGCCUCACACCCUGUCUUUGAAGGAGAUGAUGUAACUCUGAGAUGCCUGGGGAAGAAAGAAAAAAAAACUUAUGAAAAGACUUUCUACAAAAAUAAAGAAGAAAUGAGACAUCAUUCUCAGUCAGAGGUCACAAUACAUUCAGUCUCCAUGGACAAUAACGAAUAUCAUUGUACUGCUUCUGGGGAAUCUGUUUUGGGCUCAUGGACAGAAACUUCAAAAGCUUUAAAGAUCCAAGUUCAAGAGCUGUUUCCACAACCUGUGUUGAGAGCCAGACCUUCCCAGCCCACUGAGGGAAACCCAGUGAACCUGAAAUGUGAGACCUGGCUCCCUCCACCAAGGUCAUACAUUUGGCUUCGAUUCUGUUUCUUCAGAGAAGAUAAGGUCCUGGAACCUGGUUGGAGCAACUCCUCAGAGCUCCAGAUCCCCACCAUGUGGAGUGAAGACUCAGAGUCCUACUGGUGCCAGGCAAAGACAGCGACUCCCCAUAUCAUUAAACAAAGCCUGCGAUCCCAGAUACAUGUACAGCGGAUCCCUGUGUCUGAUGUGAAUCUAGAGAUCCAGCCCCCUGGGGACCAGCUGAUUGAAGGAGGAGAUAUGGUCCUUAUCUGCUCAGUAGCCAAGGGUACAGGGACUAUCGCAUUUUCCUGGCACCGGGAGGGCACAAAGAGAAGUUUGGGCAGGAAGAUGGUGCGUGCCCUGUCAGCAGAGUUGCGGAUAGCUGCAGUGAGGGAGCAGGACGCUGGGAGGUACUACUGCUCAGCCGACAAUAUUCAAGGCCCCAUCCUCAGUAAACGGAUCAGAGUCACACCAAGAAUUCCAGCGUCCCACCCCAUCCUCACUGUCAAGACACCCAGAGCCCUGGCCGUGGUGGGGGACGUGGUGGAGCUUCGCUGUGAGGCCCAGAGGGGCUCUCCCCCGAUCCUGUACCGGUAUUACCAUGAGGACGUCAUCCUGGGGACCAAUUCGGCCCCCUCUGGAGGAGGAGCCUCCUUCAACCUCUCUCUGACAGCAGAACAUUCUGGAAACUAUGCCUGUGAAGCUGACAACAGCCUGAGGGCCCAGCGCAGCGAGGCAGUGACGCUCAGUGUCACAGUUCCAGUGUCUCGCCCUGUCCUCACCUUCAACCCUGCCGGGCCCCAGGCUGUGGUGGGAGAUUUGUUAGAACUUCGCUGUGAGGUCCAGAGAGGCUCUCCCCCAAUCUUAUACUGGUUUUAUCAUGAAGAUGUCAUCCUGGGGAACAUAUCGGCUCCCUCUGGAGGAGGAGCAUCUUUUAAUCUCUCUCUGACCACAGAACAUUCUGGAAACUACUCCUGUGGGGCUGACAAUGGCCUGGGGGUCCAGAGAAGUUACAUGGUGACACUCAACUUCACAGGUCAAAAAGACUUGCCACCAGAACUCAAAUACAGGUCUUCCCAUUUAGGGCUUUCCACAAGCAAAGUAAUCCAUAUCACUGUGGGCUUCAUUGGGUGCCUGCUAAGUGUGUCCGGCCUUGCUGCUACUGCUUAUUUGGUGAGUUACUUCAGGACCCAAAGGAAAUCAGGAAGACUUCCUGCCACUGGAACACCCAGUUACAGUCCCAAGGAGCAUCAGGAGCCUUCCUGGUCUGGACCCUGCUCCACAGACCCCCACACGCCCCCCCACUCUGAGCCACCAGCCGUGAUGGAGCCGCAGCCAGUGUACAGCAAUGUGAAUCCUGGAGAUGACAACCUGGUGUAUUCCCAGAUCUGGAGCAGCCAGCAAACAAAGGGGAAUCCAGCACGUUCACCAAGGACACAUCGGAGGAAUGAGGAACCUGCAGUCAUCUAUUCGGAGCUGAAGAAGGCACAACCAGAAGACACUGCAGGGCAGGCCCAUGAAGAUCCUGCAGAAAACUAUGAGAAUCUCCCAUGUGCACCAUCAGCUCUGGACCACUAGCCCCCUACCCAGAGGGGCCCUCGAAGACCCUGGGAGCAUCUGAUACCUUCCCCCUGUUCUCCACAAGCAUGCUUCUCCUUCCAUCCAGCAGACUGGGUGAAGGUCCCUGUCCCCCCCUCCCCCACCCCCCGCACCUGAGUCUGCAUGUUCUCUGGGAACAGAAUGGGCAGCAUUUUGGUAAACACCGCAUUUCUACACAGUAGAGACGCAUGAAAGCGGGCAGGUGGGCCUUCCCCUCUCAUGUCCAUGGAACAAGGAGGAAGGGCGAGUGGUCUAGCCAGGAUCACAAGAGUGCUAUCACUACCAUGUGCUCCGAGUGCCGAAAGCUUUGACCGCAUCAUUUCUGCAUGAACAAUUGAAACACUUUGUUUCCUCUUCUAGAUGGACAGGUGGUAAGUGACUGGUGAUGAUGAUACUAAUGAAGAAGAUGACUACAGAUACAGGACACACACCAAUCUGCUCAGAAUUGGGGGCCAUCACCAGUCUUCCUCUCCCCCAGAUCAAACUCUCCCAUACCUGGUGCAGUCAAGCUCCAUGGUUUGGUUGUUCAGCACCCACUAUUUGGAGGCUCCAGGGAUCAGCACCAACCCUGGAGGCCCAGGAGAGCCGGUGACUCUCAGGACUCAGAUGGCAAAGCCUCGUGUCUCUGGGAGCCCACGUGGCCUGAGCCAGCAGAGGAGGGAGCAACGCAGGCAGUCAGUGGGCCUAUGGGACAGACCCCUCCCAUUGCCCACCGAUUCCCAAAUAAUUCAAGAACUAAGCUUCCACCACGGGAGAAAGCAUUUAAAAAGCAGGCCAUCUGUUCCUAGGUCUCCAGAAAAGCGGCAGAGUUGCUUGGAGUGGCUUUUAUUUACGUGAAUAAGGGAUUUGUCACCUGGGGUGAGACUGAACUUUCGAUCGCUGUAAAAACGAUAGGCCGUCGCCAGCUGGUGCCUUCACUGAGGACUGGUGUGCUUCGGCUGAUACACGCCAUGGACAACGUUGAUUUUACACCUACCUACCCUGUUUAGGACUUCAAGUAAAUAACACAGCAAGGCUUUGCAAACCUUUGGAAUAGCAAGAUAAAAAGAACAAAGUGUGUUUCAAAGAUUAUUCCUUUCCCUGUGGAUGUCAGAAUCCUGGGUAAGGGGAAGUGCAACAUACAGCAAAGCUUAAUCCAAUUUGAGGUGUUAAUCUUAGCCUCAUGAGCUUGGCUGGCAAGCUAAUUGGCUGAGGGGGUGGGGGAGUGUUGUCCUUCCUAAAGAGGGAAUAUUUAUUUUUGUUAUGAAAGAGUGACUUCUAUGUCUUGUUUCCAUAUUAACAGGUACAAAAUGUUCUCCAGAAUGUACACCUGGCCUUUAGAGACAGCAAAAAAUCCAGGUGUAAUCUGUGUUUAUGCUUAAAUUUGGCCCCAAAUGCCUCCCAACUUUGGGUUCCAGGAAGAAUAGAGCCUUAUAGGGGGGAGAGGGACAUGCCACAAGGUCCCAGCUGUGGGAAACCCAUCUAAAAGAGUGGUGACAAAAGGCAAAGUCCCCAAGGGAGAGAAGCAGCAUCAAGGCAGCAUCCCAGGGCCAGUAAGAGUCAUUCUGCAGGAGGGCAUGUCAGACACCAGGAUGGCAGCCUCUCACGUGGGCAAGGUCCAUGAUGCCAGUGAAAGAUGGGGACAGCAAGGGGCUCUCUGGUGCUCAGAACAGUUCUGAUGGGGUGCAGACCCUCUUCCCAGCAGCAAAGGAGAGGCUAAGGAAGAAUUGGGAAAAUAUCCAAGAGGACGUCAUGUUUCCAGCUAGUCAGGAAGGUAACAUUUAAGACCUCAAGAUUUAAGACAUGACUAUAAUUUCUUUCUUUACAUUAUAUUUAUUUAUAUAUUUACAAAUGUCUGGAAGGACAAUUUAAACACAAUAAAUCACAUAUAUCUGAAGUAUACCAUUUCAUGUUUUGGCAGAUAAGAAACCAAGAAAAUAAGAAACCACCACAAUCAAGAUCCCAAACAUCUCCUUCAUUCCCCAGUGUUCUCCUGUCCUGAGGAACACAUUUUUCCCUCCACACCAUCUCCUGCCAUCACCAGAUGUUUUCUGUCACUAUAGAUUAGGGUGUAUUUUCUAAAGUUUUAUGUAAAUAGCACCAUACAGCAUAUACUCUUUUGUGCCUGGCGCCACUCACUAAGCAGAAGAAUUUGAGACUCAUUCACAUUGUUUCAAAUAGCCACAACAUAGUCCUUUCUAUUGCUAAAUAAUAUUCCAUUGGAUGUGCUAUAUUUUUAUUAUCCAUCUAUCUGUAAAUGGAUAUUUACAUUGUUUCAUUUAUCAUUAAUUGAAAUAAAAUUACUAUGAAAAUUCACAUACAAGUGUUUGUGUGGA